CUCCAGCAAUCCAAAAUUUCCACCAUCAAAAAACAAAAGCCCAAAGCAGCAGCUGUCAGCGUCAUGCUCACAGUUUCAAUUCUCAAUACAUGAGAUUCCUUUUGAGGAGCCAUCUCCUCCCUCCCUUUCCCUUCAAUUUUUAAUUUCCUCUCACCAUUGUCAUCACAAAUUAACUAAUUGCGGUUACUACUCCGACAAUAAAUAUCCUCGGAAGGGGAGAAGUUCUCAUCAUCAUCAUCAUCUGAGUUCAAAAAAGAUGAGGACGGACUUCGCUUCUUGCUUCAGCGAUCACGCCGUCAAGGUCUCAGAUUCCUCAUGCACCAGGCCCUCCGUCAUCCCCGCCGCCGCCGUCGUCAAUUUCUCCGUCCAAACCGCCGUCACCUCCGUCUAUCGAUCCAUUCUCUCCUCCAAAAGGAACCACCUCAUCAAAGUCACGUGGUCCAAGACAGAGCUGGGCCCCACUCUCUCCAUGGCCGUCGAUGACUCCAUUAACCCUCAACUCUUGAAGAAGACGAAGGGCACUCGAUCCUUGGUUCUCGGCUCUUCCAUUAUCAGCGUCCAUUGGGAUUACUCCAUGGCCAAAUUCAACAAUUUGGGUCCUGAUCCCAUCUCUGACUUCUACAUUAUCGUCAUCGUCGACACUGAGGUCGCCCUUAUGCUUGGAGAUAUGAGCAGAGACUACAUCAAAACGUUUCAAAACUCAAUUCAAAUCGCACAAUUCCUUUUAGUGAGUCGAUUGGAGAAAAUCAUAGGCCAUAACAUUUAUUCGACGAAAGCUCAGUUUAGUGAAGAAGGGAAGGAGCAUGACAUUGUUAUUAGUUGCAAUGGGGAUUUAGAGAUGACUGUGAGUAUUGAUAACAAGAGGGUUGUUCAUGUGAGGAGGCUACAGUGGAAUUUUAGAGGGAAUCAUACUAUUUUUGUUGAUGGAUUGCCGAUUGAUUUGAUGUGGGAUUUGAAAAAUUUUAAUCGUUCAAAGGGUUAUGCAGUUUUUAUGUUCAGAAAGCGGAGAUCUUUGGAGAGCAGGCUUUGGUUUGAGGAGGAGAUCCAAAAUAGUGAGAAGGGGGUCUUUGAUUUUUCUCUCUUGAUUCAAGCUUUCAAGUCCUUGACGAAAUGAUACAGGUUUUAAUUUGCUAACUCUUUGAUUGAUUUUACUGACACACCUCUAUUUUAGGUCUCUCCUCUUAGUUGAUGAUGUUUUUUGUUGGAGAAGUGUGAAAGGAGGGAUUUCUCAAUAUGAUUGUUCAGGAUAGAGAUAUGUGAAUAAUGUAUUAGAGUUGAAACUUGUUGAUUUUGAGUUGAAGAAUUGUAAAUUGUAGGUCUGAUAUGAAAAAUCUGAUUGCAUUUUCCCUGUC
Messenger RNA from Asparagus officinalis (garden asparagus), 1352 nucleotides. RefSeq lists its product as uncharacterized. Bases 257 to 1114 code for a protein of 285 amino acids. The transcript is spliced from 2 exons. NCBI's taxonomy places the organism in Eukaryota, Viridiplantae, Streptophyta, Magnoliopsida, Asparagales, Asparagaceae. The record is from RefSeq and is a predicted model, not a curated record.